Messenger RNA from Plutella xylostella (diamondback moth), 1748 nucleotides. RefSeq names its product Cytosolic non-specific dipeptidase 2 (gene Cndp2). The record is from RefSeq and is a predicted model, not a curated record. Gene Ontology annotation, molecular function: metallodipeptidase activity. Lineage: Eukaryota; Metazoa; Arthropoda; Insecta; Lepidoptera; Plutellidae. Gene Ontology annotation, biological process: proteolysis.
AUGAACGAAAAUGUCGCGAUUCAUACUAAAACGAUCAAUUUCUGCUAUUUGCUAUAGCUUCAUACAGCCGGAUUUUAGAUUACAAAGCAGAAUCACUCAGGCGAGCCUCCAAGCCUGUCGUCCGCCCCGUUGUCAUUAUUCAAAAGCUUGUGAAGCAACUAAAAUGUCAAGUAACGAUAAACUGCUGCCUAGAAUCUUCAAGCACGUAGAUGAGAAUGUGGAGUCUUACAAGCAACUUCUGAAAGAAGCGGUAGCUAUUCCAUCAAUAUCGAGUGAUGCGGCAUACCGCGAUGACUGCGUUCGCAUGGUUCACUGGACGCAGGACAAACUGAAGGAAGUGGGAGCGACCACCGAGCUGCGCGACGUGGGGUUCCAGACUAUCGACGGGAAGCAGGUCAAGCUGCCGCCGGUGCUGGUCUCCGUCCUCGGGAAUGACCCCAAGAAGAACACAAUAUGCAUUUAUGGGCAUUUAGAUGUGCAGCCAGCUCUCAAGUCUGAUGGCUGGUUGUCAGAGCCAUUUGAGCUAGUGGAGAGAGAUGGCAAGCUAUUUGGUAGAGGUUCCACUGAUGACAAGGGCCCUGUACUUGGAUGGCUACAUGCCAUUAAUGCAUACAAAGCUAUUGGAGAAGAGCUUCCAGUAAACCUGAAGUUCAUUUUGGAAUGCAUGGAAGAGUCCGGUUCAGAGGGCCUGGAUGAGCUACUAUUUGAGAAGCUAAAGCCGGAAGGGUUCUUUGACUCUGUGGACUAUGUGUGCAUCUCCGACAACUACUGGCUGGGCACCACAAAGCCAUGCAUCACAUAUGGUCUGCGAGGAAUCAGCUACUACUUUGUAGAAGUGGAAUGUGCAAAGAUGGAUUUGCACAGUGGAGUCUAUGGAGGAACUGUGCAUGAAGCAAUGUCUGACCUUAUUUACUUGAUGAGUGAACUAGUGGACAAGGACGGAAAGAUCUUGAUUACUGACAUGUACAAGUCGGUGGCCCCGAUGACUGAGGAUGAGAAGAAAUUGUACACCUCCAUCGACUUUGAUCCAGUUGCAUACAAGACAUCAAUCGGCGCGCACCAGCUGGCCCACAACGGGGUGAAGGAGCAGCUGCUGAUGCACCGCUGGAGGUACCCCAGCCUGUCGCUGCACGGCAUCGAAGGCGCGGCGUUCCAGCCGGGCGCGAAGACGGUGAUCCCGGGCAAGGUGAUCGGCAAGUUCUCCAUCCGCAUCGUGCCGCACCAGGAGCCGGCGGAAGUGGAGAAACUCGUCAUGGACUACCUCAACAAAAAGUGGGCGGAGCGCGGGUCCCCCAACAAGCUGAAGAUCACGGCGCAGAGCGGGCGCGCGUGGACCGAGGACCCCAGCCACCCGCACUACCAGGCCGCCGCGCGCGCCGUGCGGAUGAUCUUCCAGACGGAGCCGGACAUGUCCCGCGAGGGCGGCUCGAUCCCGGUGACGAUCAGCCUGCAGGAGGCGUCGGCGCGCAACGUGCUGCUGCUGCCCAUGGGCGCCGGCGACGACAUGGCGCACUCGCAGAACGAGAAGCUCAACGUGCGCAACUACAUCGAGGGCAUCAAGCUCUUUGCUGCGUACCUCCAUGAAGUCGGUCUGCUGAAGAAGUAAACAUACACUAUAAGUAUUCAUAUCAUACGUAAUUGCAUUUAUUGUUCAUUGUUAUAUACGUCUUCGGUGCGUAUAAUCGCAAUCUAUACGAGAACAUUACUCUGUGUACAAUAUUCAGUGAAUUCAAUGAUACCAUGAUGCC